Messenger RNA from Archocentrus centrarchus (flier cichlid), 3563 nucleotides. It is a transcript of the gene cdca2, whose product is annotated as cell division cycle associated 2. The transcript is spliced from 15 exons. Lineage: Eukaryota; Metazoa; Chordata; Actinopteri; Cichliformes; Cichlidae. The record is from RefSeq and is a predicted model, not a curated record. Gene Ontology annotation, cellular component: chromosome; nucleus. The coding region runs from base 276 to 2969 and encodes 897 amino acids. Gene Ontology annotation, biological process: regulation of mitotic nuclear division; regulation of chromosome segregation.
CCUACUCGUAUUUUAUAUUUGUCAGCAAUAUACGUUUUUUUUUAGGUAAAAAUUAUGAGUGAACUAUAAGCAUAGUCUCGAACGCGGAGGGAUCCACAGCGGUCUCUGGUUCUGGUGUGGAGGGUGAUUUGAAUGGCCUCCUGCUCUUUCUUUUAAAUCAUUUUAUAUUUUUACGAACGUCUGUUGAGACAGUUGUGGCCUUUUAUAAUAUAAGAAAACCCAAGUGUGUUUCAUAUAUAUUAACGACAGACAACUAAAUUAUCCAAAUACACAAGAUGGCUACAGUGGAGAUCAGCACUGCCGCCAGUGAGGGUGAUCACGAGGGGCGAGCACUGUGUCCCUCAGAAGAGGACGCCCCCUCGCUUGAAACCUCAGCCCCCCUGAAUUUCUCUGAGCUCACACCUAGUCAGUUUGGCAUCUCUGUGCAGAGUUUCACCCCAGCAGCAUCAGCGUCAUCAAACCGCAAAGAUAAGUCGCGUCUAGCACAACUAAAAGCCAGGCGGAGGUCCAGUGUUGGUGUCCGGGGCUCCCCAGAGACAAAUUCUCUCAUCCGCUUCAUGGCACAGCAGAAGAUGAAGACUCCACCAACAUUUCAGACUCCAGAGCUUGUCAGAAAUAGCCCCUUCCUUCCCCGGGUCACCUCCACACUGAGGCAGAAGAUGGCUUCUUUCCGGAGCCUGAUGGAUGUGGAGGAGAGUGAUGCCUGUGAUCCAGUGCCAGCGCAGGACAGCAACACUGGAGGAUGCAUCAAGACAAGAGAUUAUCUGUCUGAUGAGAACAGCCAUGGUGGAGGAAAGGAGAACAACCCUCCAAUGACGCCCACAUCCAGCAAGAGGAGGCGCACUGCCCCCCCAGAAAGCUGCAGUGUGGAGAUUAGAGAGGCCAGCGCGCCUACCCUCUACUCUACUUUGAAGGAGCAGGAGGUGGAUGAAGAGCGGGCGAGGCAGGCUGUUACACAAGGACCGGCGCCAUCCGGUGACUCUGUGGAAGAGGAACAAGUUGUGAUCAAAGCAAACUUUGACCUCAAGGCCUCGUCCUCCACUGAGAACCUUCAGGAUGAUGUCUUUGAACUCCAAAGCCUCAGCCGACCACCUCCUGAUGAUCCUGCAGCCGCUUCGCUACCACAGCGUUCCUCCCCCUUCCGCAUCCCCUCUCUCUCUUUGUUGCUGGAGAUGAAGCCCACAGGGGAGGACGACUCCAACGGGACACCCACAAUGAUGAUGAGGAAGAAGCGUGUACGUUUCGGAGGUCCCCUCUCGCCUGAGUUUUUCGAUAAGAACCUGCCGCCGAGCACCCCGCUACAAAAGGGGGGCACGCCGGCCCGUGGGCAAACUCCCGGCGGGAGCUCCCAGCUUCGUUCGGUGUUGAAGACGCCGCAGAGAAGCAAAUCAAAGACACCAGAACAUCAGCUGGACCUCAGCAGCCCCACUGCGUUCGGUGCCUCUCCUACACUUGCAAUGCCUCGCAAGCGCAGAAUGCCCUCUGAGGAGGAGGAUGGAAAGAUUGUUUUCCCUUCAGUGGAGGAGAUUGGCUCUGCUGUGGCGAGUGAUACAGAAUGGGUGUGGGAUGCCCAGCUGCUGAAUUUAAACACUGCGUUCCACGAGGAGUCUCUUUCUCAGAUUCUGACAGAGUCUGACACCAACCCCAGCACAGCCUCCCAGAUGGACAUCCCAGCUGAGCCUGAAUCCCUGCCAGAGAAGGAGGAGCAACCAGACGCUGGUGUUGGAGGUUCAACUGCAGCCCCAUCCAGCAGCAGAAGGAGAAAGCCAGCACCAAAACAGGAACUGGGAAGCAAACCCACAGCUCGCUCCAGGAGUCGAAAAAGGAAGCUGCCAGAAGAGAGUGAACCUGCGAAGAGGUCGACGCGGUCUGCUGCCAAGUCGGCCUCUGGGAAGAUUAUGAUGACCUUCUCCACAACCCGUCGAUGGAACAAGGACGUGGACCGCUCGCUGUACAGCUCCCGUGAAUACGCUUCCAAGAACCCCACCCUGAGUCCCAUCACUGAGAGGCUGUCCUUCAUCAGUCAGUCUCCAGCAAAGCAACAGACUCCUUCAGUGAGCUGCAAGGCCCAAAAUCAGGAAAUCCAUCUAAACCCUGAGAUGGCUGAUGACACUCACAUGACACAUGACCUCAGUGUGACAAACGCCUCAGAAACUGCUGUAGAAGAUUCUGUCACGUCUCCCAACGUGAGUGAAAAAAGUGCUGCUGAACAGGACAGCAGGCUGUCAGCGCUGAGGGGCAGAGGAAGAGGACUGAAGAAAAGGAAGGUCAGUGUGGCUGACAGUGACCUGCUAAGUGAGGAGCCUCAGGACCAGACUAGAGGGGGGAGAGAGCAGCACUGUGAAGAGCAAACCACUACUAGCCUUGAGCUAUCAACGGGAAUCCCUUCUAUACAUGAAGAGAGGGAAGUUGACACUGUAGAACUUUGUGCCCAGACCUCUGCCGAUAAUCCCUGCUCAGACUCAGAACAUCAUGUGAGCACACAUGCACCCACCUCAGACUGCCCAACCAACACAGAGUCAGCACAAGGAGAAGCCAAGCGGGGCAGGAGGAGCUCAGUCACACAGGAGCAGCAGCAGAACUACCCAAAGAAGCAACAGCCCAGCCAUGAAAAGCAGGAGGAACGACAGGGAGGCCAAGUAGCUGGCCCACAGGAAAGCAUCCAGUCGAGCUCUGAUGGCCAAGAAGAGGAGGGAGUAGCUCAUGUGGACCUUGCUCCUUGGCAAGCUGACUUUAAUUUUGAGGAUGUGUUUAAACCUGUUGGCACUAGAGGGCAGCGCUCAGUGCGCCGCAGCCUGAGGAACCAGAUAAAUGCUGAGAAUGGCAGCAGCGGAGGGCUCGUCUGGCUGCCUCACACCUCCCCCGACUCCAGCAUAAAGACCUGCAGGAGGACCCGGGGCCGCUGUCUCAGUGCUGCUCUGCCCAUCCAACCUUUGCUCCCUGAGGAGACACAAGAUGCCUCCUCCUGAGAUCAUUUGCUUAACUUAAUGAACUGAGAUUAACUGGAAAUUAAAAAAUAUAUAUUGAUUACACCUCUGCAGGCCACUGAUUCCCUAAAAGAACAAACUGUUUUACACUAGUUCAAAUAUUGAUUUUUUUUUUUUUUUUUUUUUCCUCUUUGAAUUAUUAGAGGCGACCAGCAAUUUGUGACCGGUUUCCCUCCAGUAACUAAGCCAGUCAAUAUGCUGAGAGCUCAAUCAUCUCUGCUGACCACCUGAUCAAUAUCCUACCACUCAGCUGGUAAUCACAGUGCAUCUUCAGUCUGCCUCUCCAAAGUCACUGGAUCAAGCAUCUCCAAGUCAAUAUCUACUCUUGUGGUUGAAUGAAGAUGGCUGUAUUGCAUUCAGUGUCAGCCAAGCUGGACGUUUUUUACACAGAGAAAUUAAACUAUAUGCUCAAAUAAUUCUGUUCAUUUGUGGUUCGGGCUUUUUCUUUUUUUUCUUUUUAAACGAUCUAAGCAUUUGAGAUCGGUGAAAUGUCAGAAUGUACCUUGUGAGUGUCUGCUUCUAAUUAAAUGUACUGCUUCUAUGUAAAGACAGCACAUUAGGCUAAACUGUGUUCAU